Cladocopium goreaui is the source of this 1500-nucleotide messenger RNA. The record is from the annotation of a GenBank genome assembly. NCBI's taxonomy places the organism in Eukaryota, Dinophyceae, Suessiales, Symbiodiniaceae.
CCGGCGCCCCGUUCGAACUUGCCAUGGUCCUCGCUGGGGCGUCAUGGUCCUCGCCGGGGCGGCGAGAAGUCGACGGGAGAAGUCACUGAGCUGGUGCAGGCACGGGGUGAUACAGCGUCGUGAUCGGUGAUGUCGACCGAUGCCGUCGAACUGUCUUUCCAAAGAGCUUCGGUGCACCUGGUGCACGAUGUGAAGCGAUUGGAAGACGGUGAGGAUCUCAACGAUGCCCUGUUGGAUUUCUUCGUGAAGCUGGGGCAAGCUUUGAUCCCGAACAGGAAGGACAGUGGCGGCAUCGUGGGCUUCAAUGAAGGCCUCUCCCCGGUGGCCUACCUGGGCUCCUACUUCUACGGCAUGCUGCAGAAGGGCCACACCAGUGAUGGUCGGCAAGGCCAUGCCAAUGUGGCGAACUGGGCCAAGCGUCGCCUCGGCAAAGGUGGGUUAUUUGCGGAACAGGUGGGCGCCCUGGCUGUGCCGGUGAACGAGCUGCUGAGAGACUACAUGGGCCGACAACAGGAAAAGCACUGGUGGUUGGCCCUGCUGGUGAAUCCCCGUGCGCCGUGUCCCAACGACGGACCUCUCCAAGAAGCUGUCAGCGUGAGCUGCCUGGAUUCCUUCGCGCGCACGGGCAUGCGCUACAAACCCCCGCGCCGAGCCUUGAAGGUGGAGAAGGACAGUCGCAAUGAGGCCUACUUCGUAGAGGUGAGCAGUUUCAGCCGUUCGGGCUUUGUGGCUCUGAUCGCCUUCCGCGCACAAGGCGAUGGUUCGCUGGGUCCCUUACUGGACCCGCGGCUCUCGCGCUUGCAGUUCGGACAUCGGGUGAUCAAGGAACCUGAAUUGGAUUUGAAGGUUCGAAACUAUGGCGACCAUGGUGUGCCAGGGGUUUUAGAGGGCACCUUAGAGUUCGCUUUCGAUUCCUCCACACGAAUCUGUGGUGAAUAUACGCUGCACUAUGCGGGCGUGGGGGAGUAUAAGCCUGCCCUGAAGUUGGAGCUCCGCAGAGAACCCAACCAAUCGCAGCUGCAAGUCUCAAAGCUCUUAGGCGGCUACUGCGGGAAGGAGUUCGAGCUCUCAGAGAGCGCGGGGAGUUACGGGGACGCCCAGGUGGCGGAGGCCUUGCAGCUGGCAGACACGCCGCAGCAGGAGAGCGCCCACGACUGCGGUUUCUUCAUCCUGGAGCAGGUUCUUCGGCUGCUUCAGCUGAGUCCCACGGCGCUGCGCUCGCUGGCGUCCAAGUCCACCGAGGACAUCGCCUCGUUGCCGUGGCCCUCGCAGCGCGAAGUGGUGAAGCGCAAGAAGAAGCUCCGUGAAAUUACGGCGGAUCUCUUCGUAGCCUCGCGACGGCAAAACACCAGCGACUCGGUUGUGCUGUUGAAGAACGACGAGCUCCUUAGAAAGAAACUGCUCCUGGCGAUGUGGGAAGGCCCUUACUUUGCCCGCGCAGUGGCCAAUGUCAUCUCGGCCGCAGUUUUCGCAGCAGAUCUUUUUCUCUCCCAGAACUGA